Molecule: messenger RNA, 582 nt
Organism: Archocentrus centrarchus (flier cichlid)
Lineage: Eukaryota; Metazoa; Chordata; Actinopteri; Cichliformes; Cichlidae
Product: phospholipase A2-like
Exons: 4
Coding region: 82-531 (149 amino acids)
Biological process (GO): phospholipid metabolic process; lipid catabolic process; arachidonate secretion
Molecular function (GO): phospholipid binding; calcium ion binding
Source: RefSeq, a predicted model, not a curated record
AGACAAGGUCUCAUACCUGAUCUAUAAACAGGCUUGCUGUUAGGUGAGAGCUACUCUGGGAUUGAUCUUCUGGCUUACAAGAUGAAUACCCUCCAGACAGCGUUUCUCUUGGCUCUAGGUCUCUGUGUUGCCCAGUCCUUGGAUUACAGGGCACUCACCCAGUUCAGGGAUAUGAUCCUGUGCCUACAGCCCAAUAGCUGGCCUAUUCUUGAUUAUGCUGAUUAUGGCUGCUAUUGUGGAAAGGGAGGCUCUGGCACACCUGUGGAUGAUCUCGAUAGGUGCUGCGAGGUGCAUGACCACUGUUACAGUGAUGCUAUGCAGCACCCUGAAUGCUGGCCCAUCCUGGACAAUCCUUACACUGAGUUCUAUGCCUUUAACUGUGAUAAGCAAAAUAAAAAGAUCACUUGUGGCAGCAACAACGAUGAAUGUGAGAUGUUCAUCUGUGAGUGUGACAGAAAGGCUGCAGAGUGUUUUGCAAGAUCAUCUUGGAAUCCUGAUCAUGAGCACCUACCCAGCGAUCAGUGUCAAUAAAGACCUGUAUGGCAUAAAGAAUUAAAGUUUUCAGAUGUCUUUGACUUUUCA